AUGGCAUCCACAUUAGAGGGGAGACGUGAAAUAGCUCUUGAUACUCUUCGUCGUACGCAGGAUGUGAUCUCGUUUACGCCGGGCGCAUCGGAUAGAUCUUUCUUUAUCAACGAUCAACUGCCCUCCCUCGAUUCCACCAAAUGCCCACAUCUACAGAGCACCAAGGUGCAUGUAGUGGGGACAGACUCAUAUACAGCAGCGAGAGAAAUACUACGUGGAUUUCCUGAGGCCAUCGGGAAGACCGCAGUGCUGAACCUUGCCAGUGACGAGAAGAGGGCGGGCGGUUGGAUGGAGUCGUUCACGAGGACUCAGGAGGAGGCGCUGUGUUACUCUUCCACCCUUUACGCGACUCUCAAAGAGGAUUAUUAUCCGUGGCCGAACCUCGGUCCUGGAUCCAUUGCAGGCAUCUUCUCUCCCGAUAUCGUCGUUUUUAAAAAUGAUCUCGAUCAUAACUGCGUCGAUCUCCCACUUGAGGAACAGAGGCUGGUCUCGGUGAUAUCCGUGGCAGCACCCCGAAAUCCGGCACUUACGAAAGAUGGGACAAGCCUCGCGAACGAGCGCGACUUGGACGACUUCAGAGGAAAGAUCAGACUGGUGUAUCGGAUGGCCGGAACCUGGGGCAAACAGGCAAUUGUCUUGGCCGCGAUGGGAUGCGGCGUCUAUGGAUGUCCGCCCCGGCAAGUUGCAAAUGAAAUGAAGUCUAUCCUCUUGGAGGAUGAGUUCAAAGGCUGGUUCCGGAGCAUCGUAUUUGCUGUUUACAAGUCCCCUGACCGUGCGACUUCUCCGAACUACGAUAUCUUCAAAGAGGUCUUCGAGGAUUUACAGGUCUAA
Messenger RNA from Heterobasidion irregulare TC 32-1, 831 nucleotides. RefSeq lists its product as uncharacterized. NCBI's taxonomy places the organism in Eukaryota, Fungi, Basidiomycota, Agaricomycetes, Russulales, Bondarzewiaceae. The record is from RefSeq and is a predicted model, not a curated record. The transcript is spliced from 3 exons. Bases 1 to 831 code for a protein of 276 amino acids.